GCUGCCGAGAUACUGAUCGAUCUCGACGAACGAUUCUGAUCGCAAUCGAAAGUCUACAGAUGGCGGAGCACGGCGGCGGAGGCGGAUGUUGUCCGCCGAUGGAUCUGUUCCGUUCAGAGCCGAUGCACUUAAUACAAGUCAUCAUUCCAAUCGAGUCUGCUCGCUUGACCGUCUCUUAUCUUGGAGAUAUCGGCCUCAUUCAAUUCAAAGACCUGAACGUAGAGAAAAGCCCUUUUCAGAGAACAUAUGCAGGCCAGAUUAAAAGAUGCGCAGAAUUGGCACGGAAGCUGCGUUUCUUCAAAGAUCAAAUGUCAAAGGCAGAUAUCAUUCCCUCUGGGAAACUCGAUACCAAAGCUGGCCUUAAUCUGGAUGAUCUUGAGGUGAAUCUUGGAGAUCUUGAAGCCGAGCUUGUUGAAAUCAAUGCAAAUAGUGAAAAGUUGCAGCGUGGCUAUAAUGAGCUUGUAGAAUAUAAGCUUGUUCUGCAAAAGGCUGGAGAGUUUUUCAAAGUGGCUCAAAGCAGUGCUUCAGAACAUCAGGGAGAAGGUUCAUCACAUCAGGGUGCUGAAGAAUCUUUGGAAACUCCUCUAUUGACUGAUCAGGAGUCAACAGUUGACCAAGGAAAGCAAGUCAAACUAGGGUAUAUCACUGGGCUUGUGGCUAAAGAAAAAGCCAUGGCUUUUGAAAGAAUUCUGUUUCGUGCUACAAGGGGUAAUGUCUUUUUAAGGCAAUCUUCUGUUGAUGAAGCUGUUACUGAUCCUAGUUCAGGAGAAAAGGUUCAAAAAAGCGUUUUUGUGGUUUUCUUUUCUGGCGAAAGAGCCAAGAGCAAGAUUCUUAAGAUAUGUGAAGCUUUUGGAGCAAAUCGUUACCCUUUUCCAGAAGAUUUGAGCAAACAAGCACAAAUGAUAACUGAGGUAUCCGGAAGGCUAUCUGAACUAAAGACAACAAUAGAUACUGGACUUGUGCAUCGUACUAAUUUGUUGGAAACCAUUGCAAAACAAUAUGAACAAUGGAAUGACCUGGUUCGAAAGGAGAAAUCUAUUUAUCACACGCUAAAUAUGCUUAGUUUUGAUGUAACAAAGAAGUGUCUUGUUGCUGAAGGAUGGAGUCCCAUAUUUGCAACCCAACAGAUUCAAGAAGCACUCCAGCAGGCUACAAUUGAUGCUAAGUCACAAGUGGGUGCGAUUUUCCAAGUUUUGCAUACGAAAGAAAUGCCCCCAACUUAUUUCAGGACAAAUAAAUUUACCGAGUCUUUUCAAACAAUUGUUGAUGCAUAUGGUGUUGCAAGGUAUCAAGAAGCAAACCCUGGAGUAUACACUGUUGUCACGUUUCCAUUUCUUUUUGCUGUGAUGUUUGGUGAUUGGGGGCAUGGCAUAUGCAUCCUGAUUGCAGCUUUAUUUUUAAUAUUCAAGGAAAAGAAAUACUCGAGUCAGAAACUUGGAGACAUAAUGGAAAUGACUUUUGGGGGUCGAUAUGUUAUAUUCUUGAUGGCUUUGUUUUCAAUCUACACGGGUUUGAUAUAUAAUGAGUUUUUCUCGGUUCCUUUUGAGUUAUUUAGUCCAUCAGCCUAUGCCUGUCGUGAUGAUGCCUGCAGUGAAGCUACGACUAUAGGUUUAAUAAAGGUGGGUGACACAUACCCAUUUGGUGUGGACCCCGUAUGGCAUGGAAGUCGAAGUGAAUUACCAUUUCUCAAUUCUUUAAAGAUGAAAAUGUCAAUUCUUCUUGGUGUUGCACAAAUGAACCUUGGAAUAGUAUUGAGCUUUUUCAAUGCUAUCUACUUCAAGAACAGUGUCAAUGUCUGGUUCCAAUUUAUACCCCAGAUGAUAUUUUUAAACGGUCUAUUUGGCUACCUUUCAUUCCUUAUUAUUUUGAAGUGGAUCACUGGUUCAAAAGCUGAUUUAUAUCAUGUAAUGAUAUAUAUGUUCCUUAGCCCCACUGAUGACCUUGCUGAAAAUCAGCUUUUCCCAAAUCAGAAAACCGUUCAGCUUGUGUUACUACUUCUAUCCUUAAUUGCUGUCCCAUGGAUGCUGCUUCCCAAGCCUUUCAUUUUAAAGGCACAGCAUAACAGGACACACCAAGGUGAUUCCUACGUGGCACUUGAAGGGACCGAUGAGUCACUGGUGGAGGGAGGUCAUCAUGGCUCCCAUGAUCAUGAAGAGGAAUUUGAGUUCAGUGAGGUGUUUGUUCAUCAACUUAUUCAUACAAUUGAGUUUGUACUUGGAGCUGUCUCAAAUACUGCUUCCUAUCUUCGUUUAUGGGCACUCAGCUUGGCGCAUUCGGAAUUAUCCACUGUGUUCUACGAGAAGGUUCUUCUUCUUGCUUGGGGGUACAAUAAUGUGAUUAUUCUUGGUGUGGGGAUAAUUGUAUUUGUGUUUGCAACUGUGGGGGUGUUGUUGGUGAUGGAAACACUUAGUGCCUUUCUACACGCGUUAAGGCUUCACUGGGUGGAGUUUCAAAACAAGUUUUAUGAAGGAGAUGGCUACAAAUUUGCUCCAUUUUCAUUCGCGUUACUGGUCAACGAAGACGAAUGAUCAUCUGCCACCUGUCCAUAUUUGCAUUUGUAAUUUUCCUAUCUUGGACGAUAUAUGUGUAAAAAACAAUGAGAAGUGAGACCUUUCCACCAUUUUUUUUUUCACCAAUAAGAAGAGCAUUCUAGUGGCUUAAUGUGAAGUGUCAUAAGUUAUAACACUUUGUAUUUGAUGACAUUUUGGUAAUGAGAAUUUGUUUAUUUA
Messenger RNA from Lactuca saligna, 2729 nucleotides. NCBI's taxonomy places the organism in Eukaryota, Viridiplantae, Streptophyta, Magnoliopsida, Asterales, Asteraceae. The record is from the annotation of a GenBank genome assembly.